Molecule: messenger RNA, 2610 nt
Organism: Linum trigynum
Lineage: Eukaryota; Viridiplantae; Streptophyta; Magnoliopsida; Malpighiales; Linaceae
Source: the annotation of a GenBank genome assembly
CUUCCUCGUCAACUAAGUUUCUUCACUCUCCACUUCAUAAUAUCAACUUCAUUCUAAACAAUUAGAAAGAACAAAUUAUACAUGUAUCCACAAACAUAAAGAAUAUUAGUUGUUUAAGGAAGAUAUAUUAUUUAGAAUAUAAAAUAUACCGGGAAAGUAAUUAUAUGUGUGUGAGCGGGUACCCAUGGGGCGGGUUUACCUAAAUCCAAACCCAAUCCGACCCGGUGAAUAGUGUAGCGGGUUUAAACCCGAACCGGGCCCAAAACCCGUCAACACGGGUUUUACCCGCAUUGACCGGGUUGGGUCGGGUGGGUACCCGUGGGUUCGGGUUUUGUUGUCAUCCCUAAUUGGGGCUGCCUACAGUCCCCUGAGUGAUCCCGCCCACACUGGUUGCAAAGACCUCUGUUGCUGAAAGUUUGACUAGGCCGGAUCGAGCCGGUCUGACUCUGAGUACCCCCAAAGCUAAUAGUACCACUCGGCCUCCUUCUGUACUAACUGGGCUGGCCAGACCACUAUGCCAUGCUACUUGCCUUUCUCUUGCUUCCCACUUGUUGUAUCCCUUCUUCAUGCACAGCUGUUUCAGCCCUCUCUAUUCGAAGAGCCUCCUGAUAAAUCUCCUCCCGACUGUUUCACGCUAUCAUGCUCAACUGCUUCUUAAGGGCAGGCUUCAAACUCUCCAAAUAAUGGGCACGUUGAGAUGCCGCAUCCUGGAACUGGGGUCACCCGUAGGGCAACAGCUUCUCGAACCUGGAGGUGUAUUCUGCAACACCCUCCUCUCCUUCAUUGCCCCAUCCUUGCUUGAUCAGCAAAAACUCCCUCUUCUUGCUCAGUCGAUAGGCUUCUGGUACAUAGUGAUCCCGGACACCCGCACCAACUCUGGCCAAGUGAUACCUGGUGGGUCUUCCUGGCUAGCUAGCUGGGUGCACCACCAAUUGUAUGUUGAAUCCUGGAGUAAGGAUACUAUCAGUAGCACCCUGUCCUCAUCAUCUGCCCUCAUUUCACUUAAUGUGCGCGAGACCUUCGCCAGGCAUUUGUCUACUUCACAAGCAUCCUUCGAGCGGUCCCCAUCUAAAUUAACCACUCCUCGCCUCCGGAAAGCCUCAUAAUUCGGGGGUUGCCUAACUGCCGCGUGGUUAACAUUGAUGUUACUUGCUCUGCAAGUAAGUAGUACCCUUAUUAGAACCACAUUAAUGUCUUAUCAUACUCUAGUAUACUGGGGACUCUAUGAACCUUUUCAAAUCGGUUGACCAACCAUUUUUCUUGAAAUUUUCCCUUUUUUCCUUUAAAACUAAACCUUUGACAACCCAGAUCGUCACUCCAGUAUUCCUUGGAGACCAAGAAAUAGAGGAAUGUCGGCUCUGAUACCAAAAUUAAAUGACCCGAUCCUUUUUGAAAACCAAACCAUAACUCAAACCACAAACCGGUUACUCCGGAGCAACCCAAAACAGAUUUACAAGUCCAAACCAAAAAUCAACAACAACAAUUUUUUUAAGAUUCUCAAGUGAAAUGCCCUAAACACUUGGGCGACCUCAAUCCAGAGCAACAAAACAUAAAACACAAUCCUUGAGUUUCCCAGUAUAUUCAUUAAGACAUGAAACUAAAAACAGAUAUAUUGGAGUCCCAUCUCGUUACCCUAAUCCAGUUGACAUCCUCAGGUUUGUCGCGGCUGCUCUCCUCGGGUAACCUCCUCUUGAUGGAUGCGUCCUCUUCCCCUCUCUGCACUUGGUGAGUGAGAAGGGAUCAGUCUCGUCGUUACUUCCUAAGGUCUUCGCCCUAAGGAACUCCUUACUAAACACAUUAUUCGGGUUCUUGACUUAGACAAAAGCCGUUCUUGCUUUCAUCCUUUAUACUUUUUUUAUCAAACAGUACGUCUAUAAGAGAUCUCUACUCCUAACUUAUCUUUAGAAAAACAGUACGUCCAAAGACACCAACACUAGGGACCACCGCGUUACGUCUCGCCGUCCGGUGUCCCAACCCUAGUAUGUCAACCGUGUUACGUCUCUUCAUCCGGUUGCAUACCCAAACUCGGCAAUGGCACUACCUUACGUCACGGCGUCCAAUCCAUGCACGUCAACUACUACGUUACGUCUCGCCGUCAAGUAGUGACCCAACCGCCCGGGGGUUCAUCUUACUAUCAACGACCUAUUAUAAUUAUAGGUGUCAGUCGGGCGGGUUCGGGUCGGGUUCAAACGGGUCGCGGGUUGCGGGUAAACGGAUUGCGGGUCAAGUGGGUUCAGGUUGAUCGGAUUGCGGGUCAAUCGAGUUGUGGGUUGAUCGGGUUGCGGGCUAAUCGGGUUCGGGUUGGACAGAUCGUGGAUCUAUCGGGUUGCGGGUUGAUCGGGUUGUGGAUUAAUCCGGUUCGGGUUGAUCAAAUUGCGGGUUACUCAGGUUAUGAACAGGUCGGGUUGCGGAUUUUUCGGUCCAAAUCAUCGAGUUAUCUUUUUUAAAUAAUUAGUUAUUACACAAUUAAAAACAAACUCACCAAUCACUAUUUUGCAAUGAAGGAACACAAUUUGUUGUUUCAUUUUGGGAAUGUUUUAACAAGCUUGAGUUAGGCCUUUCUUUUACUUCUUAACUAUUGAGUCAAUUGAUUAAAGAAUUAAAAAAACA